Messenger RNA from Racocetra fulgida, 420 nucleotides. The record is from the annotation of a GenBank genome assembly. Lineage: Eukaryota; Fungi; Glomeromycota; Glomeromycetes; Diversisporales; Gigasporaceae.
AUGUUGAUUAAUCUUAUUCAAGUUCAACAUAAUCUUGAACAUUUUCGGCUUGGUUUUCGACCAGAGAAUAACGGAUUUACAAAUCAUGUUACUCCACGUCUUCUUACAUCAUUAGCAUCUCAAGCUAAAUCUUUAAACACUGUUGAAUUUAAUAGAUGCAACUUUCUUGAAUGUGAUGAUUUAAAGGAGCUUGCACAAUGUGAAAAUAUUCGUCAUCUGAUAUUAUGGAAAUGUGUUGGCAUAGGACCGGAUAAGAUGCGUACAUUACAAAAUACAAAUUUUAGUAAAUUGAAAAGAUUAGAACUUUACGUACAUCCUGGAAUUUCAGCUGAUAUGGUGAUUAAAAUUAUUCGAGAAUCAAACAAUCAAUUACAAAGUUUACGCCUUGCUGGGAUAACACCACAAUCAGAUUUGCUUAAG